GGAUGUCAUUUUGGUCACAGAACCAUUGUUGGCUCAACCCAUCUUCUGCUUAUUUUAAAAUAUUUUCUGAAUAAAGAUGAAGAGCAUGGUCUUUGGCUUCAGAUAGCCUGGGUUUCAAAGCAGACUUUUUUUUUAAAAUUAUUUUUGGCUGAGUUGGGUCUUGGUUGCUGCGCGUGGAUUUUCUCUAGCUGCGGCGAGCAGGGGCUGCUCUUCGUUGUGGUGCGCGGGCUUCUCAUUGCGGUGGCUUCUUUUGUUGCGGAGCACCGGCUCUAGGUGUGCGGGCUUCAGUAGUUGUGGCACGUGGGCUCAGCUGUGGUGGCUGGCAGGCUCUAGAGCGCAGGCUCAGUAGUUGUGGCACAUGGGAUUAGUUGCCCUGCGGCAUGUGGUCUCUUUCCGGACCGGGGCUCAAACCCAUGUGCCCUGAAUUGGCAGGCGGAUUCUUAACCACCGCGCCACCAGGGAAGCCCUCAAAGCAGACUUUCAUACUUACCAGCUUUUGGAUUUUUUAAAUCAUUAAUUAAUUAAUUAAUGGCUGUGUUGGGUCUAUGUUGCUGCGCGAGGGCUUUCUCUAGUUGCGGCGAGCAGGGGCUAUUUGCGGUGCGCGGGCUUCUCAUUGUGGUGCCUUUUCUUGUUGUGGAGCACAGGCUGUUGGUGCACAGCCUUCAGUAGUUGUGGCAUGCAGUCUCAGUAGUUGUGGCUCAUGGGCUUAGUUACUCCAUGAUCUGUGGGACCUUUCCGGACCAGGGUUUGAACCUGUGUCCCCUGCAUGGGCAGGUAGAUUCUUAACCACUGCGCCACCAGGGAAGUCCCUGGCUUUUGGAUUUUUAGGCUUAGUUAUGUCACCUGAAAAAUGGGAAUAAUAUGACAGGCCGAGAGUUAUUAUGAGAAUUCAGUGAGACAAUGUACAGCACCUGGCACAUGGAAAAACGCUCAGUAAACGGUAGUUAUUAGGCUUAGUAUGUCUCUGUACCCCGAGGGUAGCCACAGUCGCCCUACGGAACUUCUGAGGGUAAAGCUCGGCCAAAGAGGAUGGAUUUAGGGCCCAGGAUGGUGAUGGCGAUGGUUGGGGGGGCCAAGUACUGCCUAGGCUAUAUUCCUCUCCUCAGGGCCCCCACCCUGUCCUGGGCUACAGCCCAGCUCGGGACCCACUUUCCCCGGCCGGGGCCGCCCUGGAGAUCUGAGGCUGCAAACGCGGCGGGGGAACGUAGUGUGGGCGGAACUCGAGUGCAGCGGCGGGAGGCUUCCGGGGGAGCCGCAAGGGCAACGGGUCGGCGGAGGCAGAAAAGCGUCGGACGCCGGGCCGAUCAUGGACGCUUGACAACCUGCGGGCAGGCGCCGGGAGGCCAAGCCAGCGACCGAGAGGACGGAGAGGCGGCGAGGACGGAUCUCAAGACCAGAGAAUGGCAGGCGAACAGAAACCCUCAAGUAACCUCCUGGAACAGUUUAUCUUACUAGCCAAAGGUACCAGUGGCUCAGCCCUCACUGCUCUCAUAAGCCAAGUUUUGGAGGCUCCUGGAGUAUAUGUCUUCGGAGAACUGCUGGAGCUGGCCAAUGUGCAGGAGCUUGCAGAAGGAGGUAAUGCUGCUUAUUUGCAGUUGCUGAAUCUGUUUGCCUAUGGAACAUACCCAGAUUACAUAGCCAACAAGGAGAGCCUGCCAGAACUGAGCACAGCUCAGCAGAACAAGCUGAAACACCUUACCAUCGUGAGCUUGGCGUCAAGGAUGAAGUGUAUCCCCUACUCCGUGCUGCUGAAGGACCUGGAGAUGCGGAAUCUCCGGGAACUGGAAGACCUCAUCAUCGAGGCUGUCUACACUGAUAUCAUCCAGGGCAAGCUGGAUCAGCGAAACCAGCUGCUAGAAGUGGAUUUCUGCAUUGGCCGUGACAUCCGAAAGAAAGAUAUCAAUAAUAUUGUCAAGACCUUGCAUGAAUGGUGCGAUGGCUGCGAGGCAGUCCUGCUGGGCAUCGAGCAGCAAGUUCUGAGAGCCAACCAGUACAAGGAAAACCACAGCCGAACUCAGCAGCAGGUAGAGGCCGAGGUUACCAACAUCAAGAAGACACUCAAAGCUACUGCGUCCUCCUCAGCUCAGGAGAUGGAGCAACAGUUGGCUGAACGAGAGUGUCCCCCCCAUGCUGAGCAGAGGCAGCCCACUAAGAAGAUGUCCAAAGUGAAAGGUCUGGUCUCCAGCCGCCACUAGGGCCGGCUGGGGCAGCUGGCACUCACCAGGCCUGGGUCAGGUGGGGAGGGGACACCAAGGGCCUAUUUCCUCCCCUGUCUACCUUCCAUGAGUUCCAGACCUGCCCAUCCCCUCACCAGCACCUCCCCCCACAUUGGUACUGUUCCAGAAGAACCGUUAACUCCCUUCCCUCUCCCACUCCCUCUUCCCCAGUUGCUCCCUUCAGACUCAGGGGCUCCACGGAUGCCAUCCCAACAGGGCCAGACACUGCCCAGCUUCCCUCCAGGAGGUUCUUGUCUCUGUCUAAGGGCUUGUAUCCCUCCCAGUUUUUCUUUUGCUUCGUGUCAUUUUGUCAGGCUGGUCAUAAGCUGGAAGCAGCUUUAACUGGCCCACAGGGAUGACUGUGAAGGAGGCCCCUCUCUGAGUGACGGGAGGCACUCCUUCUCCAGCCCCAUGUGCCACAGUGCCCACCAUGGUGCAGGCGCUCUAGCCAGGUAUCAGAAUGCUUUGUUCUCCCUCUCCUGCCUUAUCCCUUGUUGGCAGCUCAGAUCAGGCCAUGGAGGGAUGUGAUGCUGGGCUAUGUUUACUAAACCUGCGGGUUUUCAGCCUCUUACGCCCAGCUCCAGUCUCUCAUUAGUUGGGAGCACCGGGCUGAUUAACCUCUGGAAUUUGAGCACCCGUAGGGGUCGCUGCGGGUCUGCUGGGUGGCGGAAGUUUCUUCCGGCUUGGUGUUCUCCGCUGGCCUCGCUCCCUGCUGCCUCUGACUACUCAGACUGGUUUUUGGUGUCAAGGCCCCGGCUGCCCACUGGGGUUGUCUGCCAACACUUGUUCUCCCGAGAUCUUUAAUUCUUCCCGGCUGCAUCCGUGGUGGGAUGGUGGUGUUGAGGCCCCUCUAUCUGGUGAAGGAUCUGUUGCUGCUUCUGUUUCUUUCUUCCCACCCUCCCUGGCUGGUGACCCAGAGCCCUCUGAUGAUGGCAUUCUCCUGGCAAGAGAAAAGGACUUGACUAGCCUUUCUGAACUUGAACAGUUUCAGGUUAUAUUUUAAUUUUUUUUUUUUUUUUUUGUACAGGUUCUGAUUCUAAUACAUUUCAACAUGCUUUUUUCCCCCCUCGUGUCAAUAUUUGUUAUAGACUAAUCGCCGGGGAGUUUCACCUGGUUGGAGGGUGGGGUGUGUGUAUGUGUGUGUGUGGUGGUGUUUUUUUUUUUUUUUUAAGGGGAGGUGGAGGUCCUGGACUGAUAUUAAAGAGAGAAAAAGCACAUUUUAGAAAACAAAAUAAAAGUAGAUUUAAUGUAUGUGACUGUGGAAUGUGAGGUUGCAUAGCUGGUAGAUCUUGAGGGGCUAGAAUUAGGGUGGUUCAGGGAAAAUGUGAUACUGUUUCAGUGCCAUGGUUAAAAAAUGGAUUUCUCCUUUUUCCAAAAUGUCCAACAGCUGCCUACCAUUGAUCAAAUAUUAACAAAAUACUCUUGUUUCCCUUUUUAUGAUUUAUGUCCCCAUAUAACAUUAUGCCCAGCUGGAGGGUUUAAUUCCCAAAGUAUGUUUCAUGAAACCCUUUGAUAGAUGCUCUGUGGAAAAGGGGUUCUGUUGUUAAAUAAAUUCGGCACAUCCUGCA
Molecule: messenger RNA, 3784 nt
Organism: Orcinus orca (killer whale)
Lineage: Eukaryota; Metazoa; Chordata; Mammalia; Artiodactyla; Delphinidae
Gene: COPS7B
Product: COP9 signalosome subunit 7B
Exons: 7
Coding region: 1401-2195 (264 amino acids)
Biological process (GO): COP9 signalosome assembly
Cellular component (GO): COP9 signalosome
Source: RefSeq, a predicted model, not a curated record